Messenger RNA from Lampris incognitus (smalleye Pacific opah), 522 nucleotides. RefSeq names its product LY6/PLAUR domain containing 6 (gene lypd6). NCBI's taxonomy places the organism in Eukaryota, Metazoa, Chordata, Actinopteri, Lampriformes, Lampridae. Gene Ontology annotation, biological process: positive regulation of canonical Wnt signaling pathway. The record is from RefSeq and is a predicted model, not a curated record. Gene Ontology annotation, molecular function: acetylcholine receptor inhibitor activity. The transcript is spliced from 4 exons. Bases 1 to 522 code for a protein of 173 amino acids.
AUGGAACCCUGGCCUGCGGUGGCCUGGGUCCUACUGCUGACCAUCAUCUCUGAUUUACUGAAAACCGCCCGACCGAGGGACUUCACAGAACAAGACAUUAUCUACCUCCAUCCCUCCACCACUCCGUUCCCCGGCGGAUUCAAGUGUUUCACCUGUGAAGAUGCAUCAGAUAACUACGAGUGCAACCGCUGGGCACCAGACAUGUACUGCCCGCGAGAGGCCAGAUAUUGCUUCACGCGGCACAUGAUAGAUGCGGGGGGCGACAGUGUCUCGGUGACAAAACGCUGUGUGGCGUUGGAGGAUUGUCUUUCCACAGGAUGCACUGGAAUGGAUCAUGAAGGAAACAAGGUGUGUACGGCCUGCUGUGAGGGGAACAUCUGUAACCUGCCGCUGCCUUGGAACGAGACGGAGGCCAUCUUUGCCACCACCUCGCCUCUCAGCGGCACAAUAGGACUUUCAGAGAGCUAUGCACUGACAGUCUGUCUUCUCCCGCUCGCUGUGCUCAUCUCAAGCUACGCUUGA